Molecule: messenger RNA, 1116 nt
Organism: Phaeodactylum tricornutum CCAP 1055/1
Lineage: Eukaryota; Bacillariophyta; Bacillariophyceae; Surirellales; Neidiaceae
Gene: RPN11
Product: regulatory proteasome non-atpase subunit 11
Exons: 1
Coding region: 123-1058 (311 amino acids)
Biological process (GO): protein deubiquitination; proteasome-mediated ubiquitin-dependent protein catabolic process
Cellular component (GO): proteasome regulatory particle, lid subcomplex
Molecular function (GO): protein binding; proteasome binding; metallopeptidase activity
Source: RefSeq, a predicted model, not a curated record
UACCACAAUUGGUGCAUCGCUUGUUCCCGAACAGUGAGAGUCCUUGCACUUCGAAACUCACAACAAGUAGUCGCAGUAGAAGCGGCAGUAGCGCUACAGAACUGCCAAGAAGUGCGGAAAGUAUGGAACGCUUACAGAACCUGAUUCGUAGUAUGCCCAACGGGAUGGGCGGUGACGGUCCGGGCGCCGACGUGCCUCUUGCGGAUUGUGCCGAAAAGAUUCACGUCUCGUCCCUCGCGUUACUUAAAAUGCUGAAACACGGACGCGCCGGAGUGCCUAUGGAAGUCAUGGGACUCAUGCUGGGUGAAUUCGUGGACGAUUACACCAUUAAUUGCGUCGACGUUUACGCCAUGCCGCAAUCCGGAACCACGGUUUCUGUGGAAGACAUCGAUCCGGUCUUUCAGACCGAAAUGACGGCCAUGUUGAGGCAAACGGGGCGUCCCGAAGACGUCGUCGGGUGGUACCAUUCGCAUCCCGGCUUUGGUUGCUGGUUGUCGAGUACCGAUAUCAAUACGCAGACCGCCUUUGAACUGCUCCACCCCCGCUGCGUGGCGCUCGUCGUGGAUCCCAUUCAAUCCGUCAAGGGCAAAGUCGUCAUUGACUGCUUUCGCCUCAUUAAUCCACAAGCACUCAUGAUGGGACAAGAACCUCGUCAGAGUACCUCCAAUAUCGGGCAUUUGCAAAAACCCUCGAUCCAAGCCUUGAUACACGGAUUGAACCGACACUACUACAGUAUCGUUAUCGAUUACCGCAAAAAUGAGCUGGAAGAACAAAUGCUGGGAAUGCUACACAAGCGCAAUUGGGCGUCUUCGCUGCAAGUGGAGCCCUUUGAAAAGCACGACGCAACGUCCAAUGACCUGCUGUCCCGUAUGCUCAAGUUGACGCAAACCUACAACGAACGGGUACAGGAAGAACAGGGCAAAACGGAAGCACAAGUGUUGGUCGAUAACGUGGGAAAAGUCGACCCCAAACGACACUUACAAGCGUCCGUGACGGAACUCAUGAACGUCAAUAUCAUCCAAUGCCUAGGAACCAUGCUGGAUACGGUGGUAUUCUAGUAUUCCAUCCAAAAAUGCGGAAUAGUAACAUAAAACGUUCCUUACACCAAACCACUGU